GCGCUCUUAAAGGGCCCGCGGGAGGAUGCUGGCGGCGGCGUUGCCGCGGGCCCUGUGCCGCCUGGCCGCACGGCGCUGCCCCGCGGGGCUGCCCCCGGCCCGGGCCGCCUGGCGCGGCGGGGCCCGCGGGGAGGAGCGCAGCGGCUGGUCGGGCUCCGCGCAGGGCCGGGGGACCCGGCCGGCCGGAGGGGCCCUGGCCCUCCUGGGAGCCUUCUCCCUCUUCCCCAGGGACCCCGAGGAGGACGGCGAGGACGCCAUCGUCCAGCUGCUGAAGCGAGCCAAGCUCAGCGUCAUGAAGGGCGAGCUGGGGGAGGCCGAGCAGCUCCUGCACCGGGCCCUGCGGCUGUCACACCGCUCCGACAACAGGCAGGCCAUCGUCUACACCUACAGCAUGAUGGCAAACGUGGCCUUCAUGCAGGGACAGCUGGACAAUGCAGAAAAGCUCUACAAAGCAAGUAUGAGCUAUUUGCUUGCCGGGGACACAAAGGAGGAUGACAAUGCAGUCCUUGAGAUGUCCCUCAAGCUGGCCAGUAUCUACGCUGCUCAGAAACAGCACAAGUUAGCCCUGGCGGGCUAUGAGUUCUGCAUCCUGACCUUAGAGGAGAAGAUUGCCAAGCAAAAGGACUUGCCUGAGGAUGUCUUACCAGCUGAAGAAAAGGCCAACACCCGUCUCUUGCUUGGGAUGAGCCUAGACUCCUAUGCUCGCUAUCUCCUAAACCUUAACGAGCUCUCAGUGGCCCAAAAAAUGUAUGAGAAGGCUCUGCAGAUAUCAAAUGAUGUUCAGGGGGAGACUCAUCCACAGACUGUGGUCCUGAUGAAUGACUUGGCAACUGUACUGGAUGCUCAGGGGCGUUAUGAUGAGGCAUACUCCUAUGUGAAGAGGGCAGCUGAGCUGGCAAAGGAGACUCAUCACCCUGAGGAGCACAUGGUGUUGAAUAACCUGGCAGCAAUUCUGAUGCACAAAGAUGACUUUCUGCAAGCAAAGCAAGUGUACAAAGAAGCUCUCAAGCAGGCACAAGAGAAGGGAGAUGUUGCUUCUGUCCAGCAUAUCCAGGAAGAACUAGCUGAGCUGGCCAAGAGGAGAAAGGGCUCCAAAUAAGUUGGGCCACAGAGUCCAACCUUGAGGUGGCUCACAGCAGCAAGGGUUGGUCAGUAUAAGCAGCCUGAAACCAGUUUGGUGCAAUUUUCCAGGGGAACAGCAACGAUAAGGACUGCUUAACAUAGAUGGGCUGCUACUGCUUAACAUAGAUGGGCUGCUACUGCUUAACAGCUUAGCCCAAAAUAAAGCUGUGAAAUCUUAAUUAUGUAAACUUGUGGUGUAGUCUAUGGUUAGAGUGACCUGCUAUGCUAGUGAUUUAAUUUUGUCUUGACUGCCAGCAAAGUGUGAGUCUAGCCUGGUAUUAAUACUUUCAGUUAAGUAAUUUGCUACUCCUGACUGUUCACAAAAGUAUUCAGUUUCAAAACACAGCAUUACUAAAGCUAAGUCAUGAAAAAGAGAACAGGCAGGAAUUGUCUCCCUCUUUACAUGCUGGUUAGCACAACAGGGUGUACUCUUGUCAGUGCUACCAGUUAAGUAUGUAAUAACUUCAACAGCAUUUCACAGACUGUACCUGUAUUAUGACAGAAGCUCCGUGUCCUUUUCAAACAGCUUGCCUGAAGAUCAAGCGUGGUUUUUUUUCUUCAGAGUAUUUAGCAUCCAAAGAUAGAACUGUGCCUUCUUGGAGGAGGGGUGAGGCUAUGUUACCAAAACAGAGCUGUUGUCAGAAAUAACACUCUGUUACCCCAGUCAAGAGCACACUGUGUGCCAAAGCUGUCGUCCUUCCUUGGAUAGGUCAGUGCUAGAAUGCUAAGGCUUCCCGUUGGAAAAGAUGGUAUGUACAAACGGUCACAUCUGUAAGCUACAUGCCUUCAUGUGAAUCUAGUGUGAACAGCCUGCUUAUACAACAGAAUUUCAGUUCUGCCCUGCUGGGAAGCUUAAUGUUAAAGCCAAAGGAGAAUUAAGCCAGAAGUUAUCAAAUCCAUAUUUAGCUAGGACAGUAGAACUACCUGUAGUUCUGUCACUAAGUAAGCGACAGACAUUUUAACCACUCAUUUGUAAGAACUUCAGCUGGUUGGUAUAACCCUUAUUGUUAACUGCAUCAUUAUUAGUUUACUUACAGUAGCAUUAGCUUAACUUUGAGCUAAGAAGAGGCACGCAGGUUUUCUAGAGUAGUUUUUCCAGCUUCAAUGAACAUAAGUCACAUACACAGCCUUUGUUCUCAGCAAGCUAGGAAGUAAAAAUAUGGCUGUUAGAGCCUUUCUGUUAGUACAAGCAUGCCUGUAACACAUUAGAGCCAACUUUUAAAGUUCUGGAUUUUGGUUUUUAAAAGUGGCAGACCUUAGAUGCUCCAGCAACAUUAACUGGGAACCCUGCAGCACCCCUAAGGGAAGUGUUUUGCCUGUUCUUGUGAACAUAGCUUGAUGCUGCAAAACAAGAGGGAGACACAGGAAAAGCAGAUGGAGAACUGAUCCCCUUUAUUGAUUGGUCUGAAUCCAGAAGUCACUGUCUACUGAAGACAUUGUGUGGAAAAAAAAAAAACCCUUGAGUUUUAUGAUGCAUGGGUUUUUCAAGUCUUAAAUGAUUUCAUAUCAGAAUCACAAAACAUAUAAAGAUGAAAGCAUUGUGAAAGCGCUGAUCAGAAAUCAGUUAAAAAUUUGUAGUAAACUACACUUUGUAAACAUGAUUUACAAACACCUUCCUGUUUGAAACGGGUCAGAUGUAAUUCCAUACUUGAAGAUUACUGGAAUUGUGGUAAACCCUAACUUCGGCUCUGGAGAGGUUUUUACACUGGAAAAGUCAGAACUCUGAUAACAAACUAAAAAGCAGCAACAUCUUAUGUGCAAAUGCCACUCAAGCUGUAUCUUAGGAGAAAGUGACUAUCCUACUUUGGCUGUCUUGCUGCUGCAGCAGCAAUAACAUGAAGCUUUGCAAUGAACAUGCUAUACUUACUGUACAGUUAGCAAAGACAUCUGGCUGUACAUGCCUCUUUACCUUGUAUUUGUUACACUAAGAAAGUAAGAACAAGUGAGUUUUAGAAUGGAACUUAACUCUCUGCUCCAAAUUCAAAUCUACAAAAAGGGCAGAUCAACGUGUUUUCCAGUACGUGGUGUUGUGGGAACAAAGAAGUUAAAAUAAGAGCACAGGUCUACAAACAGGAUGAAAGCUUCCCUACUUUUGAGCCAGAAGGGUAAAGGAUGGGAGGGUGAGAAAAAAAAAUAAAUCUAUCUUUGAGAAAGACUGCAAGAUUUAAGACUGCUGACUGAUCUAUCCUGAUGCAGUGUUUCAAAAAGUAGCACAAUAAUUCCAUAUUUGCAACACAGUGUCAAGUUUCCAAAUGAGUUCCUUUGGAUUAUUUUUUUCCUUUUUCACACUGAGGGCAGAAAAGCUUUCCUCUGAAGUACUCAGUAAAUUUGCUGUUGAUAAAUAGUUCUGUACAUCUUCCUGUUUGUAACUGGACCGUUACAGUCCUUUCAUAAGAUGUAGAGCUUACAUGGCUUAAGGUUACACAGCUGCAUUAUACCUUCCAUACAAUGUAUUGCAAAUACAGUGUUAAAUUAAAAAUAUUUGGACUGGAAAAUAA
Falco peregrinus (peregrine falcon) is the source of this 3620-nucleotide messenger RNA. It is a transcript of the gene TTC19, whose product is annotated as tetratricopeptide repeat domain 19. Lineage: Eukaryota; Metazoa; Chordata; Aves; Falconiformes; Falconidae. Gene Ontology annotation, biological process: mitochondrial respiratory chain complex III assembly. The record is from RefSeq and is a predicted model, not a curated record. Gene Ontology annotation, molecular function: protein binding. The transcript is spliced from 10 exons. Gene Ontology annotation, cellular component: mitochondrial inner membrane. Bases 26 to 1099 code for a protein of 357 amino acids.